AUGUCACGGCCGCGGGAUGAGUCACGGUGCCGUGAUGCGGCCCCGGGCACGCAGGGCCCCCCCCGCGCCCGCCCCGGGGACAGCGGCGGCGACAGCGGCAGCGGCGGCAGCGGGGACUGCGGCGGGCGGGCCACCAUCACUCUCCCUAGGGACCCCCAUCUUCCCCCUGGGGACUCCCCGGCUUCGGGAAGAGACCUCAGACCCUGCUGGGGACGCCCCCCAGUCCUUCGGCCCCCCCUUGCUCCCCCCCCGGUUCUCCGGUGCCCCCGCGCUGCCUCAGCCGGCUCAGGACGGGGAGCGCCCACACCGGGGGGAUUGGGGAGGGGGUCUUCCCUCACCGCCCCCUUUCCCCCUUUUCCGCAGGCCGCCCCCCUUUUCCGCCUCCUUCUGCCGGGGGGCCCCGGCGGAGCCCCCCGCGCCCGGCCGGGCGGGACGGCGGCUCUGGGCGCGCUGCUGCGCUGCUUUCCCUGCGAGCGGCUGUGCGGGGGCUGCGCGGUGCCCCCCGGGGCUCUGCCCCCGGCCAUGCCGCCCCCGGCCCGCCGCCGCCUGCCCCCCGCCGCCCGCCUGCCGCCCCGCACCUUCCGCAGUUACCUGCCGCGCUCGCACCGCACCUACAGCUGCGUCCACUGCCGGGCGCACCUGGCCCGCCACGAGGAGCUCAUCUCCAAGUCCUUCCAGGGCAGCCAUGGCCGUGCCUACCUGUUCAACUCCGUGGUGAACGUGGGCUGCGGCCCGGCUGAGCAGCGCCUGCUGCUGACGGGGCUGCACUCGGUGGCCGAUAUCUUCUGCCAGAGCUGCAAGACCACCCUGGGCUGGAAAUAUGAACAGGCAUUCGAGAGCAGCCAGAAGUACAAGGAAGGCAAGUUCAUCAUCGAGAUGUCGCACAUGGUGAAGGAGAACGGCUGGGACUGAGGCGAGGGCACGGCUGGGACUGGGGGGGCUGGCGCUGGGUGCCCCCCGGUGUCCCCGGGGUCGCACCAGCG
This is a messenger RNA of Malurus melanocephalus (red-backed fairy wren), 983 nucleotides long. RefSeq names its product yippee like 4 (gene YPEL4). The transcript is spliced from 5 exons. NCBI's taxonomy places the organism in Eukaryota, Metazoa, Chordata, Aves, Passeriformes, Maluridae. The record is from RefSeq and is a predicted model, not a curated record. The coding region runs from base 1 to 912 and encodes 303 amino acids.